Molecule: messenger RNA, 1497 nt
Organism: Bufo bufo (common toad)
Lineage: Eukaryota; Metazoa; Chordata; Amphibia; Anura; Bufonidae
Product: potassium voltage-gated channel subfamily A member 10-like
Exons: 1
Coding region: 1-1497 (498 amino acids)
Biological process (GO): potassium ion transmembrane transport; protein homooligomerization
Cellular component (GO): membrane; voltage-gated potassium channel complex
Molecular function (GO): delayed rectifier potassium channel activity; protein binding
Source: RefSeq, a predicted model, not a curated record
AUGGAUAACCUUCAAAAGGCACUGCCAAAUCCUGAAGAGAGUUCUUCGAAUGGUCCUGCUGAUUCGAAAUCCACCAAAGCUACUGGAGAUGAAAGUCCAAUUCCUGCAGAUGCCACCUGGAAACUGUUAAUGAAUGAUACAUUAAAUGAGACUGACCUUUCCAGAGUUUCUAAAGAAUGUCAUAACAACCUAGUUACUGAGCAAAUAAAAAUGGAAGAAGGGAACCAAAGGGUAUUUAUAAAUAUAUCAGGUCUGAGAUAUGAGACCCAACUUAAAACACUAAGUCAAUUUCCUGACACCCUCCUUGGAGAUCCUCAAAAAAGAAUUCAUUAUUUUGAUUCCAUGAGAAAUGAAUACUUUUUUGAUAGAAAUCGACCUAGUUUUGAUGGAAUCCUAUAUUACUACCAAUCUGGUGGCAAAAUACGACGUCCAGCAAAUGUACCAAUAGAUGUUUUUGCAGAUGAAAUAGUAUUCUAUGAUCUUGGAAAUGAAGCUCUGGAUCAGUUUCGAGAGGAUGAAGGAUUUCUAAAAGAUCCUAUAAUACCUUUACCAACAAAUAACUAUCAUAGGCAAUUCUGGUUGCUCUUUGAAUACCCAGAGAGCUCAAGUGCAGCAAGAGGCAUGGCAUUGGUCUCUGUCCUGGUUAUUGUCAUCUCCAUAUUAAUAUUCUGUUUGGAAACGUUACCAGAAUUUCGAGAGGAAGGUGUCUUCAAAUAUUCAAGCAAUUUUACGAAGGAGGCUACAUACUUUAACACCUUCACAGAUCCAUUUUUUCUUGUAGAGACUAUAUGCAUUAUUUGGUUUUCAUUUGAACUUGCUGUUCGGUUUAUCGUCUGCCCAAGUACGUCCGAGUUCUUUCAAAAUAUUAUGAAUAUAAUUGAUAUUGUAUCUAUCAUUCCAUAUUUUGUAACACUUAUCACUGAACUUGCGAAACAAACAGAGCUUAAUGGACAACAAAACAUGUCUCUAGCUAUUUUAAGAAUUGUACGGCUUGUUAGAGUUUUUCGAAUUUUUAAGCUCUCAAGGCAUUCAAAAGGACUUCAGAUAUUAGGACAAACCCUAAAAGCCAGCAUGAGAGAAUUGGGGUUGUUAAUAUUUUUCCUUUUUAUUGGUGUCAUUUUGUUUUCCAGUGCAAUAUAUUUUGCAGAAGUUGAUGAACCUAAGUCUCAGUUCAUAAGCAUCCCUGAUGGCUUCUGGUGGGCUGUAGUGACUAUGACAACUGUUGGGUACGGAGAUAUGUGCCCAAUCACAUUAGGGGGUAAAAUGGUAGGUACUCUUUGUGCUAUUGCAGGAGUGCUAACUAUUGCCCUUCCAGUUCCAGUUAUUGUAUCAAACUUUAAUUACUUCUAUCACAGAGAAGCAGAAAAUGAGGAACGGCAAAUUUUAUCUACAGAAAUGGAGAAAGGUAGUUUAAACAAUUUAACACGAUCGGUAAGCACUUCUUCUCUGAAGAAAAAUAAUGGAUCCUGUAUUACAGACAGGAAUGGUAAAACUUAA